AGAGGGAAAAGAAGAGAGUAGGAAGGAGGAAGAAGAGGGAGAAGAGAAGAAGAAGAAGAAGAGGAGGUGGCUGCAGCGAGGAGCUGUGGGGCGUGGGGAGAAGAAGAGAGGAAGAAGAGGGAGAAGAGAAGAAGAAGAAGAAGAAGAAGAAGAAGAAGAAGAGAGGAGGAUAGCUGCGGCAAGGCUGCAGCGAGGAGGUGUGUGGCUUUGGGGAGGAAAAGGGAAGAGGAGAAGAAGAGAAGGAGAAGAAGAGGGAAAAGAGAGGCAGCUGCAGCAGCCAGGGCUGCAGCACCUCUGUUUCCCGCAGGUGGAAACAGAGGAGAGGAUGUGUGGGGCGUUGAGGAUGAAAAGGGAAGAAGAAGAAGAAGAAGAUAGCUGCGGCAAGGCUGCAGCGAGGAGAUGUGUGGCCUUGGGGAGGAAAAGGGAAGAGGGGAAGAGGAGAAGAAGAAGAAGAGGAAGAGAAAGAGGUGUGAUACCUCUGUUUCCUGCAGAGGAAACAGAGGAGAGGGUGUGUGUGACGCCGGGGAAGAAGGGGCUGCAGCUGCGGCGAUGGCAGCUGCAGCUGGAAGAGAAGAAGAAGAGGAAGAUGAGCAGGGGAGGAGGGAGAGGUUGCGGCCGUGGCUGCGGCCGCGACUGCAGCAGUUGCAGCGGGGAGAGAAGAAGAAGAAAGGAAGGAGAAGGAAGAGGAGAAGGGAAAGAAGUAGCUGCGGCUGCGGUUGUGGCAGCUGCAGCUAUGGCAGGGAAAGAGGAAGAGAAAAAGGAAAGGAAGAAGAAGAGAAAGGGAAGGAGAGGAAGAAGAGAGGAAGAGGAGAAGGGGCUGCGACUGCGGCGAUGGCAGCUGCAGCUGUGGCAGGGAAAGAGAAAAAGGAAAGGAAGAAGAAGAGAAAGGGAAGGAGAGGAAGAAGAGAGGAAGAGGAGAAGGGGCUGCGGCUGCGGCGAUGACAGCUGCAGCUGUGGCAGGGAAAGAGAAAAAGGAAAGGAAGAAGAAGAGAAAGGGAAGGAGAGGAAGAAGAGAGGAAGAGGAGAAGGGGCUGCGGCUGCGGUGAUGGCAGCUGCAGCUGUGGCUGGGAAAGAAGAGGGAAAGGAAGAAGAAGAGAAAGGGAAGGAGAGGAAGAAGAGAGGAAGAGGAGAAGGGGUGGCAGCUGCGACAGUGGCAACUGCAGUUGGAAGAGAAGUAGGAGAGGAAAUAGAGUAGCAGAGGAAGAAGAGGCUGCGGUUGUGGUGGCUACGGCCAUGGCUGCGACUGCGACUGCGGCAGUUGCAGCUGGGAAAGAAAGGAAAGGAAAGGGGGAAAAAGGGGCUGCGGACGGGAUUGCGGUCGCAGCGGCAGCGACUGCGUAUGCAGCAGUUAUGUCUGCGAGAGAAGGGAGGAAGGAAGGUAGUGCGGUGGAAGGGGCUGCGAUUGUGGCAGCGGCAGCGGCGGCGGUUGUGGCAGCUGCGUUUGGGAAAGAAAAAGAAGGAAUGAGAGUAAGAGAAAGCAGGUGACUGUGCCUCGAUGUUCGACACGUGGUGUAGUUGCGAAGAAAGGAAGAAAACGGGAGCACAAAACGAAACAGAGAGAGGACACGGAGGAAAAGUAGAAGGAUUUGGGCUAGCACCUUCUUUGGAUCUUCGGAUCGAAAUCCUUGAAAGGUCAGCUUGUCACUCUUCGAGAUGUUUGAUUUGGGCUGAGGCAGUGGAUAGCUAUUCAGAAUUAUGGGCAAGUCUUGUUGGUUGUUAUGCUAUUGUUGUAUAAGUAUGUUUUGUAUGUAAUGAAAUGUUGUCGAUGAACCGAAAUGGAUAUACUGUGUCAAAGUGUUAGGAGAUCUCUCUUAUUUGGAAUUUCUGAAUGUUAAGCCUAAUUUAUAAUGAUAUGAACUUGUGGUGAA
Messenger RNA from Musa acuminata AAA Group (dessert banana), 1868 nucleotides. RefSeq lists its product as uncharacterized. NCBI's taxonomy places the organism in Eukaryota, Viridiplantae, Streptophyta, Magnoliopsida, Zingiberales, Musaceae. The record is from RefSeq and is a predicted model, not a curated record. Bases 326 to 1195 code for a protein of 289 amino acids. The transcript is spliced from 2 exons.